Molecule: messenger RNA, 1048 nt
Organism: Talaromyces stipitatus ATCC 10500
Lineage: Eukaryota; Fungi; Ascomycota; Eurotiomycetes; Eurotiales; Trichocomaceae
Product: glycosyl transferase family protein
Exons: 3
Coding region: 104-1048 (314 amino acids)
Molecular function (GO): glycosyltransferase activity
Source: RefSeq, a predicted model, not a curated record
UUCUUCUCUUAUUCACGCUACACACCGAGAGGGCGGCGCUCUUAAUUCUAACACAUCGUGAACGAGAUUUUUUCAGUUGUGCACUGACUACGGUGCCUGGACCAUGUCAAACCCCCGCCCCGCGCCAGAUGCCACCAAAGUAUGGACGACCCUCAUAACGAAUACCGCAUACCUGUCCGGCCUCUUAACGCUCGAGUACUCGCUCCGGAAAGUCGGGUCAAAGUACCCCCUCGUCGCGCUCUACACAGACACAUUCCCGGAAGAGGGGCAUGCGGCUCUGGACGCUCGGGGGAUCUUGAAGAAACGAGUGCCGUAUCUCCUACCGUCUGUUCCCAAGGACUACACAAAUGAUACCCGCUUCUACGACUGCUGGAGCAAACUCACGCCGUUUUCCCUCAUCGAGUAUGAGCGCGUGGUUCAACUCGACAGCGAUAUGUUGGUUCUUCGGAACAUGGAUGAGUUGAUGGAACUCGAAUUGGACGCGCCGAGUAUCGAGGGGGCAGGAAAUAGGGUCUUUGCGGCUAGCCACGCUUGCGUGUGCAAUCCGCUCAAGAAACCUCACUAUCCAAAAGACUGGAUACCAGAAAACUGCGCUUAUACAUCCCAACACAAUACUCCAGAGGUCGCCCAAGCAGAGGGCGCGUCGCCUACUUUCGGACUCGGUAUACCGAACGGAGGUCUCCAGGUAGUGAAUCCGUCCAAAGGAACAUAUGACAAAAUAGUAGCGCAAUUAGGGAGUACUGCAACCACCGACUACGAUUUUGCCGAUCAGUCCCUGCUAUCUGAUGUGUUUUACGGGCGGUGGAUUGCACUGCCGUACAUAUAUAAUGCCUUGAAGACUUUGCGACGAAAAAGUGUACACGACGCUAUCUGGCAGGACGAAAGUGUCAAGAAUGUGCACUAUAUUCUCAGUCCUAAGCCGUGGGAUGAUGUAGACGAAAAGGAUCCGUCGAAGCCGGGAUAUGAUGCCUCGCACGAUUGGUGGAGGAACUUGAAUAAGGAACGGCUGGAAGACGAGAAACGACAAGGUAUUAACGAUCACUUUUGA